Prosopis cineraria is the source of this 843-nucleotide messenger RNA. Its product is annotated as transcription factor VOZ1-like. The record is from RefSeq and is a predicted model, not a curated record. The coding region runs from base 31 to 843 and encodes 270 amino acids. Gene Ontology annotation, biological process: positive regulation of long-day photoperiodism, flowering; regulation of DNA-templated transcription. The transcript has 2 exons. NCBI's taxonomy places the organism in Eukaryota, Viridiplantae, Streptophyta, Magnoliopsida, Fabales, Fabaceae.
AAACAGCCAAACGCUGUUAAUAACUUAGUUAUGAUAACUCAAUCGGAUGACCAUCAAUUCAAUUUAAAUCAAGAUGUAAAUUACUUCACAGGAGGUCAUAAAUCUGAUUUGAUUGAACAGUGCGAUAUAUAUCAGGAAUACAGGCAAAACUCAGCAAUAAAAAGCACGGAUCCAGAUCAAUUUAUUUUAGAUGACAAUUUUGAUUGCAAUGUUUUUGUUGGAGUUGAUGAUAUCCAACAGUCUGGAGAGGAUAUUAUGCCUAAUAUUCUUCCAAAUAUAUGCCCUCCACCUUCUGCUUUUUUAGGCCCGAAAUGUGCUUUAUGGGAUUGCUUUAGGCCUGCUCAAGGGUUAAAAUGUUGCCAGGACUACUGCUGUAGUUCGCAUGAGCUUUUGGCAAAUAAUGAGGGUCUUCCUGGCAUGACUCCAAUUUUGCGUCCUGGGGGCAUUGGCGUUAAGGAUGGUCCUUUGUUUGCUGCUGUUAAUGCGAAGACGCUGGGUAAGGAGGUGGGCAUCCCUAAUUGUGAAGGUGCUGCUUCAACUAAAUCCCCUUGGAAUGCUCCUGAGUUAUUUGAUCUUUCUCUUUUUGAGGGUGAAAUGGUGCGGGAAUGGCUCUUUUUUGACAAGCCUAGAAGGGCUUUUGAUAGUGGAAACAGAAAACAAAGAUCACUCCCAGAUUAUAGCGGACGUGGUUGGCAUGAAUCAAGGAAGCAAGUGAUGAAGGAAUAUGGGGGACAAAAGAGGUCCUAUUACAUGGAUCCUCAGCCUCUAAGUUAUCUUGAGUGGCAUUUGUAUGAAUAUGCAGUGAAUAAGCAUGAUGGUUACGCAUUAUAUAGACUGGAAUAA